Messenger RNA from Gastrolobium bilobum, 1800 nucleotides. RefSeq lists its product as uncharacterized. The transcript is spliced from 2 exons. The coding region runs from base 921 to 1442 and encodes 173 amino acids. The record is from RefSeq and is a predicted model, not a curated record. Lineage: Eukaryota; Viridiplantae; Streptophyta; Magnoliopsida; Fabales; Fabaceae.
GUGCACCCAGAAACAGAAGCAGUAGGAGGAAGCCGAUUAGAUAGAGAAAGAGAGAGAGAGAGAGAGUUAGCGAGUUAGGGUUUCGAAUUUAAUUCACUGAGUCUUUGCAUUGUGUCGCCGGCUUUUUUCUUUCGCCGGAGAAAUUCUUGCUCCGAUCUCCCCUGCUUUUGUUUCCAAUAGCAUAGCCGUUUGAAAGGAUCGGUAUUUCCGGCGAGGAGUUUGGGAUGUUCCGGUGAUUCUUUGAUGAUUUGAGUGUGGGCAAAUUCCCGAUUUUGACCCAAAGCAAAGGUCUUUACUCAAAAAAAUUUACUGGGUUUGAUUCGAGUCGUCUUCUUUGUCGAUUUCGCGUUGAUUAGACUGAGCAUGACUGUGUCAUUGUGAUUGAGAUUUGCGGUUUACAUUUUUUGAGGAAUUAAAAAAAGAAGUUAAAAUUUAUUGUUUUGGAAUUCGGAUAAUGAACUUUGUUUUUGAGUGUUAUAUGCCUGAGAGAAUUGUUCCCGACAUUCAAUUUUGGGAAGUGGGUCAGUAAAUCUAGGCUAAGUUCUUCAACGUGCUGAAUUGGGUUUGAUAUUUGAGGAAACCUUGACAAAUUUACUGCAUCUAUUUCGUUCAUGCUUUUGCUUUUGCUUUUUUUAAAAGGUUUGUACUUUUGUCAAUAAUAAUUUAUGCUGAUGGUUUUGUUGGAUUGAAUUCAUUUUUAUGCCAAAGUUGUUCAAUUGAUUUCCUUUUGUUAGUGAAUUGAUCAUUUCCUAAUAUAGUGGUUACUGCAACAGGCAGGAACCACUGGCUAUUUCGUGUCUCAAUUUUUUUGGCCUCCAAGUCUGUGGCUUUUCCCUCAUUCUUUCACUAAUCUUUGCCCUCCAAAAGAGCUUCACUCAUUGUAACCCUUUAGCCUUGAAUCGCUAUUGGAAUUGGCAAGUAUGGCUGUCUCUUUGACACGUUUCUCAUGGUGGUUAUGGGGUGGCAAGGAGAAAGAGCCAGUUUCUAGUGGCUCUCCUCUGAAUUCAUCUUCUGAAUGGGGUUUUUCCUUGAAGGAACGAGAGACUAUGAAGUUCCCUUUGGUGAAGGGAACAAAGAUUGCUCCAUCUCACAGGAAGGUUAAACGGAAAUUGCAGAGCAGGGAAGAAAGGAGAAUUGAUAGAGAGUAUGAUGUUGUAUUGGUGCCAUCCGAUGGUGGUGGUUGUUUGUCAGGCUCUGAAUCUGAUGACUCAGACUGGUCCAUUGGGUGGUUGGAGCCUCAUGGCUCUGAUUUUCAGAGUGAUGAUGAGUCGGAUAAUAGUUUUGCUGUACUGGUUCCUUGCUAUAGACCUGGAUGCAAGGAGGUGGAGGGUUCAAAUAACGAGCUUUUGAGUGCCAUCAAGAACCUCCCAAAUGAAUUUUCUUCUGCUGGCAACAAUUACAUGGAACAAUGGCUUGCUUCUAUUCAGAAUUUUGAAGCGUAGAAAACUACUUCAUCUUCUAUGACUACGGACCUCUCUGACAACCUUCUAGUAGUAGAGGAGGCAAAAUAAUCCAUGAAUAUCCUUUAUUCAUCCAUUGUACUUUUUGUAUAUAGAAUCCUCCUCUCCUCUUAUUGUAAAAGCUUAAAUUGAAAUGGAAAUUUUCGAUCUAGAAAAAUACUAUAUAACCAAUCACUACUAUAAUGAAAAGAAUUCCACUUAUCAAAAAAUAAAAAAAUGAAGAAUUUCGCAUGGACAUGAUAUGGAGUUAUAGACUUAUAGUGGAGGAUUGCAUUUGUCAUAUUUUGAAAGAUUAGAUAUUUUUGUACUCUAAUAAUUGCUCAUGACAACUGAAUACAAU